This is a messenger RNA of Emiliania huxleyi CCMP1516, 803 nucleotides long. RefSeq lists its product as hypothetical. The record is from RefSeq and is a predicted model, not a curated record. NCBI's taxonomy places the organism in Eukaryota, Haptophyta, Isochrysidales, Noelaerhabdaceae. The transcript is spliced from 5 exons. The coding region runs from base 46 to 711 and encodes 221 amino acids.
CGCGGCAGCGGCGCCGGCGACGUCGAGGUCGAGCUCCAGCUGUACAUGACGUACCAGCCGUGCCACUACUCGGGCGGCAUGGUGCCGCGCGGCAUGCUCGCGCGGGAGGAGUACGCGCAGCGCUCGUACGAGGGCCACCCGACCAGCUGCACCGAGAAGCUGUGCCGCUGGUACGACGGCACGCUCAAGCCGCUCAACGUGCGCCUCACCUGCAUCCUCGCCGACAUCUACAAGGCGGCGUGGAUCGACAACACGCACAAGGAGGAGCUCGACCGCAAGGUGCAGUCGCAGCGCUCCGAGUCUGCACGCGAGGGGCUCGAGCUGCUGAUGAGCCGGGGCGUGGAGAUGCGCGCGAUGGGUCCGGAGGAUUGGCGCUUCCUCAGUACGCUCUGCGACCGGGACGUGCGCGAGCAGUACGCACGCGCGUGGGCGGACGAGGCCGUGCGGCGCGCGUACAGCGGCGAGGCGGACGAUGACGGGCCCUAUGCGCAAGACCAGCAGCACCCCUCUCGCCAGCGCCCAUUCAUGCACCACUGCGCCAAGGAGCGCGGCAGGAUGGACCGCUACGUGCAUGCCUACCUGCACGGGGACCCGGCGCAGAUGGGCUUCCGCAACGUCUCGCUCAAAGCGGGCCGCAGGGCCGACCGCAUGCGGCCUCUCGUCGCGGGGCUCGAGUCUGAGAUCCUCGGGAAACGGAAGAGUGCCGAGUGAUCGAGAGUUUGACCUGCUAGCACACCACUCCAGUGACACUCCUUUUUCUUAGGUACAGUUACACAUUACUGCCUAUUAACUCAAACUCUCAA